Messenger RNA from Penicillium riverlandense, 2001 nucleotides. Its product is annotated as DUF3176 domain-containing protein. The transcript has a single exon. The coding region runs from base 1 to 2001 and encodes 666 amino acids. The record is from RefSeq and is a predicted model, not a curated record. NCBI's taxonomy places the organism in Eukaryota, Fungi, Ascomycota, Eurotiomycetes, Eurotiales, Aspergillaceae.
AUGAUUGAAAUGACUCCGCUCGAUGACGCCCACAAUGAGGAUCCUGCAGAGGCUGAGACUGAUCUCUCGAGGGCUCAAUCAAAGUCAAGGCUACUAUGCGAAUCACGGGCGCGACCCCAGUCAAGAACGCCAUCCGAUGAGAGCAGACAGAAAGAAACCUCCAAAGUCCAAAAACCCCCUCGCAGAUCUAUUUGGCUCGAUACAUGGCUGCUCGAGAGCAUCGCGUUAGCAUUCGCCAUUGCCUGCUUCAUCGCUAUAUGCAUUGUACUCUUGAUAUACGACAAGAAAGUGCGACCGGAGACGAUGUUGUACGACUUGACUCUAAACACGUUCGUCUCGGUGCUAGCAACGGGAUGCAAAUCAGCAUUAGUCUUAGUUGUCGGAGAAGCAAUUAGCCAAUUGAAGUGGCUCUGGUUUCAUAAUCCUACACGAGAUGCGAACGAGAGACAGCUACUCGAUAUACAAACAUUCGAUGCUGCUAGCAGAGGGCCGCUAGGCUCACUAAUGAUCCUUAUCCAUCAUCGCGCGCAUUCGUUCGUCUCUCUUGGUGCAGUAGUAAUUUUGCUUCUACUUGCAUUUGAUCCAUUUAUACAACAGGCUCUAAACUACCCUGUGCAGCUAGCCCCCGACUUGAAUGGUGUUGCCAUUGCACCACAGUUGCGCGAAUUCAUGCCUGGCAAUUCAACAUUGGAUCCAACAAGCUCCCCUCGCACUUUACUCUUGGAUACCGCGCUCUCCCAGGGAUUCUGGUCUGAUCAAGCUUUCAUUCCCUCUCCUCAAUGCUCGUCAGGUAAUUGUACUUGGGGCGAAUACUCAUCGUCUGGCUUUUGUAGCCGGUGCAUCGAUAUAACUUCUCUCGCUACACUCGAUUGCCAUUUGCCUAACGCUGUCGGAAGUUUCAACAAGACGUGCCAUAUCAGCCUACCCUAUGACUACGAAAUGUUUGACCAUGAGUUCGACUCUGGGUAUAAUUUUACUGUGGCCUAUCAUGAAAGCGAAGAUUGGGAAAUGGGCGCGCCAGUAUUGUUUUUUCCGGACAAGAUCGUUUGGCAACCUCUCAGCUAUCUCCAAGGAGACUUCGACGAUAGCAUUGCGACCAAGCUCCAGAACACUACUUUCGCUGACGUGAUGAAUCCACUUUGGUCAAAUGCGUAUGCAGAACUCGAGCUGCAUAAAGGCCCAGUCUCUGCUGAUGCCCCUAUUUCGGAUGGCCUAUAUAUUAAGAGUGUUACCGGGUGCAGUCUUUCAGCCUGUCUAAGAGACUAUAACGUUACUGUGGAAAAUGGACAUCCGUCGUUCCAAACCCUCACUAUUGACUUCGGCACGGUAUAUUUGGACAGUACAAAGCCGAGAAGGCCGUUAUGCUGGCGACCUGGACCCCCGAACGUGGCCGGGCACCAAGAUACAAGAGGAUUUAAUUUUUGCGAUACGAGGAUGGAGCUUCUCGCAGGAAAAGGCUCAAAGUACUUUCCAUCUGAAGAAGUAGGAGCAUGGGAAUUGGAAGGCCGCACGUGGAAAAAACUCCCGAUGGGUGCAUCCGAGGUCUACGACACUGAUAAUUUUGACCCUAGCUUGGAUCGACUCCGAACUACUGGGUUCGCGCGAAGUAUGGCAAAUAUGGCUGCUUCUUUGAAUAAGGUGGGUCUAGAGAACUCUAAUCACGGGAUUAGUGGAACAGUCUACACAACUAAAGUCUUCGUGAGCGUGCAAUGGCGUUGGAUCAUACUUCCAGCUUUACUAGUUUUCAUCGGAACAGCUUUUUCAUGCGCCACGAUAAUUGUUAGCAGAAGAAGUAACCUGCCUCUAUGGAAGUCAUCUGCUCUGGCACCGUUUUAUCAUGGACUAGAGAAACUUGGGGAUGACCAUUAUGUGACUGCUAGCAUAAUGGAGAAGCAAGCAGAGAGGGAAAAUGUUCAGUUGCAGCGUUUGGACCACAAUGGGAGAUUGAUGCUACGCCAACGAGAAGCAGAAGCUCUGCGUCCGAACCUUGGGUUGCCUUGA